Messenger RNA from Cyclocybe aegerita, 2634 nucleotides. The record is from the annotation of a GenBank genome assembly. NCBI's taxonomy places the organism in Eukaryota, Fungi, Basidiomycota, Agaricomycetes, Agaricales, Hemipholiotaceae.
AUGUCGAAGGCUUUGGCAAAGCGUAAUCCUCUGCCCUCGAAAGAGGCCACGCUCUUCAAAGAGCUUCUGGCUCUAUAUGAAACCCGACAGCUCAAGAAGGGCCUUAAAACAGCCGAGCAGAUCUUGAAGAAAUUUCCCGAACAUGGAGAAACACUAUGCAUGAAGGGGCUCCUGCUGACGCACAUGGGCCGGCGCGAAGAGGGCAUCGAUCUCGUGAAAAAAGGCGUCCGGCUUGAUCUCAUGUCGCACAUCUGCUGGCACGUCUUCGGGCUAAUCCAGAAAGCCGAUAAAAACUACGAGGAGGCGCUCAAGUCGUACACGCAGGCGCUCAAGUUCGACAAGGAGAAUAUGAACCUCCUGCGCGACUCGGCCCAGCUGCAGACCCACCUCCGACUAUUCGAAAACCUCGUCGACACGCGGCAUACAAUCCUCCGACUGCGGCCCAACCUGCGGCAGAACUGGGUUGCGUUGGCGGUCGCGCAUCAUCUAAACGGGCAACUAGCGGAGGCGAGGAAGGUGUUGGAGCAUUACCUGAGGUCGUUGAAGAAUGUAACCGACUCAGACAUCGAGCAUUCGGAGACCCUCUUGUACUAUUUGUUAGUCCUUGAAGAACUCGGCGAAUUCCAAGAAGCACUGUCCGUCCUCAACGAGAACGCCGGCUCACGAUCCAUCGUCGAUCGAACAGCAAUCCUAGAGAGAAGAGCGCGACUACUCUCCAAACUUCACUCACCCGAGGCAGAAGACGCGUGGCAUGCGCUUAUUGAGCAUAAUCCCGACAAUUACGACUCAUAUCGGGGGUAUCUGGCGGAUAAGGGUAUUGAUCUCGAUACACCCUCCCGCGAAGCCCUCUCGACACUCCAAAAGUUUGCCCAACUCCUGACCCGUGCCACCGCCCCGCGCCGACUCCAGCUUAACAUCACCUCCGGCUCCGAUUUCCACGAGCUUGCGAGGGCAUACAUCAGCCGAGGGUUACAGAAGGGCAUCCCAUCGCUCUUUGCCGACCUCAAGGCGUUGUACGCAGACAAGGAGAAGCAGGCUGCUAUCGAAGACAUCGUCGACUCGUUACGCGAGGAAUAUGCACCGUCUGACUCCCCAUCCAAGAAUGUCGAGCCCACAACAUACCUCUGGACACUGUACUUCCUGGCUCAGCAUUACUCGUACCUCUCCCAGCAUAGCAAGGCCUUGACCCUGCUCUCGGAGGCCCUAGUUCAUACACCAACACUACCUGAGCUUCAUCUUUUACGUGGUCGCGUGCUGAAACGAAGUGGCGAUUUCCUGGGUGCUGUCAGGGCAGUCAACGACGCGCGGGCUCUGGACGGGCAGGAUCGAUUCUUGAACACCAAGUGCGGGAAAUACCUGCUUCGGGCUGGGUGCGUGGAGGACGCGGAGAGGAUAUUUGGGAUGUUCACGAAAAAAGACGCCAUCAGCCCUGCUGCAGACCUCGACGACAUGCAGUCGCUGCUGUUCCUCUUAGAGGAGGCUGACGCUUACCGACGCCUCAACAAGCCGAAUAUGGCACUCAAGAGGUACAUGGUGGUCAAGAAGGUCUUCGAUGAGUACGAGGACGACCAGUUCGACUUCCAUGGGUACAACUUGAGGAAGUUCACAAUUGGCAUUUACUUGAACUUGCUAAAGUGGGAAGACCAACUGCGUUCUCAUCCUGCCUACGUCAAGGCUGCUGUAGAAGCGUCUAAGAUCUUUGUCUCACUACACGAUGACCCCAGCAUCCUGAAAUCCUUAACCUCUUCAAGCCCACUCAGCGAAGCAGAGAAAAAGGCCAAGUCAAAGGCGAAGAAGGCCGCCAAGAAGGUGCUGGAGCAGUCUGACAAGUCACCACAAAACCAAAACACAAACGCAGACAAGGAUCUCGAGCCUGCACCACCAAAGGACGACGACCCGAAUGGGAUGAAGCUCCUCGUACUGCCGGACCCUCUAGAGCAGGCGGCGAAGCUGCUGCAGCCGAUUGUGAAGCAGCUAGAGGCUAAAGGGACCGUGGCUGAUAGGAGGAGUAAGGAGGGCAAGAUGAAGAGAGAUGUGGAUGUAUGGAUCGCGGUGUAUGACGUGGCGAUUCGAAGGAAAAAGCUUCUGCAAGCAGUCGGUGCACUGAACCAUGCCAAAGCCCUCCAACCCGAUUAUCCGUCUCUCCAUCUUCGACUUGUAGAUCUCAAACAACGAGCUUCGUCGCUACCGCAGCCUCCGCCAUCGCCCAUUGGCCCCGUCUUCACAUCUUCUAUCUCUGAACUAAUCCCAGACGAACUGUCGCUCGAGACAUAUAACUCGCAGUACCUCCAACAACAUUCGACCAAUCCUCACGCCGUGCUAGCCUGCGCAAGGGCGUCACAAAUGCUUGGUGCACCUCUGCCAGAUGUUGAGGAAACUCUCUUCGGCGUCUUCUCUGAGGAAGUCGAGCCGGAUGUUUUAAUGACACUGGAAGCGCUAUCGUUCCUCUUCUCCCUAAAAUCCACUCGUGUCAAUGAGUUCAAGGCCAAGUCCCAGGAACGGUUCCCCUUCUCGACUGCUUUCAAGGACGCGGAGGAACAAGUAGCUUUGAAGGCACAGAUUUUUGUGGUGAGCGCAGUCGAUGGCUCGGAGAGUGCACAAGAUAGCAAGGAUGUGGUCGAAGUUGUGCCCUAA